Molecule: messenger RNA, 1263 nt
Organism: Kluyveromyces marxianus DMKU3-1042
Lineage: Eukaryota; Fungi; Ascomycota; Saccharomycetes; Saccharomycetales; Saccharomycetaceae
Gene: SPS2
Product: Sps2p
Exons: 1
Coding region: 1-1263 (420 amino acids)
Biological process (GO): ascospore wall assembly
Cellular component (GO): plasma membrane; fungal-type cell wall
Source: RefSeq, a predicted model, not a curated record
AUGCUAGUUGCAGCACUAGCAAAUGCACUAGAUAUCGAGGUUUCUGGAUACGACCAAGAAGUUGUGUUGAGUGGUCAGGAUAAUUCUAAAAACAAUUCAAAUAGCCCACUUUGUAAAAAAGAUCAACACACCAUAGAAAACCAAAAUGAUUUGUACCUGCUUACAAACGAAUGUUCUAAUAUCGAAGGCUCUAUCUCUUUCCAAAAUUAUGUCGAAUCACAUAUCGACUUGGGCGACCUAAAGAGCAUCAAAGGCAACUUUGUCUUAGAAGAGAACAACAUGGUAAAUUCGAUCCAAGGUGGUUCGUUAGAAAAAAUCGGAGGAACAUUCAAGCUUUUUGAUUUGACGUCAUUGAGUGCUGUUAGCUUCCCACAAUUACGUGAUCUAAAUGUUGUUCACUGGAGAAUUGUUCCUAUAUUAAGCUCUGUUACUAUGGACAGUAGACUUCAAUCAAUUAAGUCGUUAAUCAUUUCUGACUCUUCAUUGACAACUUUAAGAGGGUUUGACAACAUUAUCAAGUUAGAAACUUUCAACGUCAACAACAAUAGGUACUUGGAGUCUAUUUCGACCAAAAUAAAGUAUAUCUCCAAACAAUUGAGUGUUUCUGCAAAUGCUGAAGACCUCGACCUUGAUAUGUCUGAUUUAAUCUGGGCAAAUAAUGUUACAGUGAGAGAUGCCAAUGAGAUCAACUUGGGAUCUCUUCAGUAUGUUAACCAAUCUUUAGAAUUUAUUGAAAACAAGGUUGAAGAAUUGGAGUUAUCUGAACUAAAAACCGUAGGAGGUACUCUUGGAAUUAUUGACAACAAAAAGCUCAGCAAAACGAAUUUUAACAAUGUUUCUCAAAUAUCAGGUGGUUUAAUGAUUGCCAAUAAUGAUGCAUUGACAAAGAUUGACUUUUUCUCGAAUUUGAAAUUGAUCGGAGGUGCUAUUCAAUUCAAGGGUAACAUCAAGGAUACUGAUUUCCCUAACUUGAGAUUGGUGAAAGGUUCCGCCGUUAUCCAAAGUUCUUCUGAUGAACUAGAUUGCUCUAAGUGGGUAACUCCAAACAGUGGAUCAUCGAUAAUUCGUGGUGGUAAAAUUGAAUGUGAAGCUAAGGGCAAAAAGAGUAGCGCCAGUGUCAGACAAGAUGGAACCGUCUUAGAUAGCGUUACCGAGGAAAAGGCAGAAGUCAAGGACAAGGAAACCAACGGUUCGACAACCAUGGGAAUCAAUUUCGCACUAUUAGUAGUGGCUAUUAUUGGUACCAUCCGUAUGAUUUCCUAG